AUGGAUACCGCAAAUGUGGGAUAUUCGUAUCACUUGCCUACGGGCGGCUGGAAUUACAAAAUUCGUAAUACACUGACACAAUUCAGUGAUUUGUUCAGCGAAUUUAAUAAAUAUAUCGCUCCGGCAUAUCAUCAUGAUCGCUGUGAAAGAUCGGUUCCUAUGAGGAUUUAUUCAAUGCACAAAGGGGAGUUCGUGAUGGUGUUCAUUGCGUUUUUCGCAUUAUUCGGAUUGGGAGUCUUUAUAGGGCUUGCAGGUCCGUCCCCAACAAUGACUACGUCAAUGUCCGCAUCUAGUGUCUUGACGAACUCAAGCACCAUGUACCAGGGUCCAUUUCAUCUGCAUAGCCCAGCGUUGGGCACCCAAGCCCAGCAACUGUGGCUCUUCGCAGAAAUACUCACAAAUAAUGAUGAUGACGAGAUAUUCGACAAGCGCUUCCAAAUCAGUAUUUCAAUUGAAGGUGUACUGGCCGACCAUACCACUACCGAAAUAGUGGGUGAAAACGAAGCUCCGAACAGGACACAACACUUAACGUGCAAGAAGAGUACAUGUGAUGAGGUUCUAAUCAUGCACCUCGGGGUCUUAGAAUAUACGCACUAUGUACUCAAUAUUAACUUCUACGGGCUUCAGGAGUUCCAUAAACGAUAUGUUAUUAGAGAUAUCAUAUUCUAUUUCAAGACGUAUAAUCCAGCUUUCACUCAAUUGGAACUGUGGUUCAGAUUUAUAUUCGUUCUUACGACAUUUUCUGUGACGUUUUCAUUCUUCUAUGCGUUGAGAAGAUAUCACUUAACAGACUGGUCCCUUGAACAGAAAUGGAUCAGCUUUUUACUGCCGUCCCUCCUCAUGGCCAACGACCCAAUGUACCCGCUGCGAUUAUUUGCCGCGAACUACUUCGCAACAAUGAUGAGUGACAUGAAUAUGAUCCUGCUCAUCUGUUCGAUUCUGCUCUCGUGGUUAGCCCAGUACCAUGGACUUCGACAGAAUGACAGAAACUACAUGAGCUUCUACUUGACGAAAUAUUUCUUGGUGUCCCUGCUGAUGGUGCCGGCCUUGGUCCUCUCCUACUGGCAGAAGUGUGUCGGAAUAUUGGACCCCACCUACAACUAUAUGAUGAAUCCAGCGUACCCUGUCGUGAAAGGCUUGUUCUUCUGUGGUCUCACGAUGUACUUCCUGUAUUUGAUGGUUUUGAUUAUAAAAGCCUACAGUGAUUUGAGGAAUAUGCCGUUUUUUGACAUCCGACUGCGUUGUUUGUCAAUAGUGGUGGGCACAGUCAUAUUCAUCAUGACUUUGCUGUCGAUACAAGGAUGGGGUGUGGCAGGUCUACAGGACCACUGGGCUAGUCAACCCAAGGUUCAUUAUGACACCUCUGCACCGUUCAUGGCCAUGAUGGGACUGUUCAACUUCAAAAUAUACAUACUGGCUUAUUUGUUCUCACCCGGAGGAGGCGCUGUCCACGAUAUGGCAAUAACCAAAGACAACCCAGCUUUCUCAAUGAUCAACGAUUCAGACGAAGAAGUUAUUUACGGUUCUGACGAGGAAAGUCGUCGCCCACUCAACUCUCAUCAUAGAAUUACUACUGACGAAGAUAUAUGA
This is a messenger RNA of Arctia plantaginis, 1590 nucleotides long. The record is from the annotation of a GenBank genome assembly. NCBI's taxonomy places the organism in Eukaryota, Metazoa, Arthropoda, Insecta, Lepidoptera, Erebidae.